AUGAUAAAGAAGGAAUCUCGUCGAACCAGCAGCCCCUCACCUUCUUCGGAAAGCGUUGCAAAUGAAUCUCUGGCGACUACAACAUCGAGAAGGAGUCCAUCCUUCAUCUCGUACUCCGCCACUGCCUCAGUCGCCGAUGCCUCAAAGGUAUGUUCUUUAUGUCUUAAAUCCCAUACCUCCGUGCGAGACGGAGACAUAGUCCUGUCUCACGGAAUGAAGCUCUCUUCUGCUGGUUUAAGUCAGCAGUCUCCCGAAGGGGAUAAGAAUUUUCUGAAUUCUGAACUUUGGCAUAUCUGUGCCGCUCCUCUUGUUUCUUUACCUGCUGAUGGGAGCCAUGUGGUGUAUUUUUCGCAGGGUCACAGCAAACAGAUUGCUAUAUCAACCAAUAAGGAAGUUGAUGCACACAUACCAAACUACCCGAGCUUGCCUCCACAACUAAUUUGUCAACUUCAUAAUGUGACAAUGCAUGCUGGUAUCGAGACAGAUGACGUUUAUGCUCAAAUGACCUUGCAACCGCUGAGCCCACAAGAGCAAAAGGAUGUUAAUUUCCUUCCUGCAGAUUUGGGUGCUCCCAGCAAACAGCCGAUGAAUUACUUUUGCAAAACAUUAACGGCGAGUAUUACAAGUACUUAUGGUGGAUUUUCGCAAUUCUUGGAAUGUUGUAUAUUAGGGGAUAAGAAUUUUCUGAAUUCUGAACUUUGGCAUAUCUGUGCUGCUCCUCUUGUUUCUUUACCUGCUGAUGGGAGCCAUGUGGUGUAUUUUUCGCAGGGUCACAGCAAACAGGCCGGUAUCGAGACAGAUGACGUUUAUGCUCAAAUGACCUUGCAACCGCUGAGCCCACAAGAGCAAAAGGAUGUUAAUUUCCUUCCUGCAGAUCUGGGUGCUCCCAGCAAACAGCCGAUGAAUUACUUUUGCAAAACAUUAACAGCGAGUAUUACAAGUACUUAUGGUGGAUUUUCGCAAUUCUUGGAAUGUUGUAUAUCAGGUAUGCCAAGUGCAACUUAA
Messenger RNA from Fraxinus pennsylvanica, 1005 nucleotides. The record is from the annotation of a GenBank genome assembly. Lineage: Eukaryota; Viridiplantae; Streptophyta; Magnoliopsida; Lamiales; Oleaceae.